Messenger RNA from Gymnodraco acuticeps, 1888 nucleotides. RefSeq names its product nuclear receptor subfamily 5, group A, member 5 (gene nr5a5). Gene Ontology annotation, molecular function: zinc ion binding; RNA polymerase II cis-regulatory region sequence-specific DNA binding; nuclear receptor activity. The record is from RefSeq and is a predicted model, not a curated record. Gene Ontology annotation, biological process: hormone-mediated signaling pathway; tissue development; regulation of transcription by RNA polymerase II. The transcript is spliced from 7 exons. NCBI's taxonomy places the organism in Eukaryota, Metazoa, Chordata, Actinopteri, Perciformes, Bathydraconidae. The coding region runs from base 1 to 1605 and encodes 534 amino acids. Gene Ontology annotation, cellular component: RNA polymerase II transcription regulator complex.
AUGGACCUACCUGAUUAUCACCAACUACAACCACAGCCCCUCUUCCAUCACCCUGGCAACUACCCAGAGGAUCCGUUAUUAUUGGAAGAAUCUUCAAAAUGUCAGGAAUUAAAGGCAGAGCCUGAGGAGAGUUGUCCCAUCUGUGGAGACAAAGUGUCGGGAUACCACUAUGGACUGCUCACUUGUGAGAGCUGCAAGGGCUUCUUUAAGCGCUCAGUGCAGAAUAACAAGCGUUACACCUGUGCAGGACAACAGAGCUGCCCUAUGGACCUUUCGCAGAGGAAACGUUGUCCUUCAUGUCGCUUCCAAAAGUGUUUGGCAGUGGGCAUGAAGAGAGAGGCAAUAAGAGCAGAUCGUAUGAGAGGUGGCAGGAAUAAAUUUGGCCCACUGUACCGGCGGGACAGGCAGAUGAAACAGCGAAAGGUUUGUCACCAGACAAACACUGCUCCCUACAGGAUUAAGAUGGAAACUACUCAAAAACAACACCGACCCUCAGCUCCAAAUGAUCCUCACCUGAGCCAUCACACAAGUGCUUCAUUGUCUUCUGAUCCUUUCCAUCAGUCCCACAUGUAUCCCUCUGGCAUGGGGCAGUCGAGUGCACCCAUGCCUAUAGACUGCGAAAUGAACGCAGACAGGGAGCUCAACCCUCUUUCGCUGCCCUACCCUGGACUAUACCACCGCAUCUACCCUGGAUACCUGCAGGAGAAAGGAGAAAUGACUUUUAGCUACAGUCCGGCUCCAGCAAACUAUGUGCAUCCAACUCUGAAUGAUUCAUUUACACCAAUAAGCACACCAACACAAUCCCCGUGCCCAACGCCAAACUCCACCAUUCCUUUCUCCCGAGCUCCCACCCAAACCCACUACACAUCAGGCACUCUUACACCCAACUUCCUGAGUCAACUCCUGGAGGGGGAGCCCGAUGAGAGCCAGCUGUGUUCCAAGGUGCUCGCCAGUCUGCAGAGAGAACAAGCCAACAGAGGCAAACACGACUGUCUAAAUACAUUCAGCAUCAUGUGCAAAAUGGCUGACCAGACCCUGUUUGGGCUUGUGGAGUGGGCCAGGAACAGCGCACUCUUUAAAGAGCUCAAGGUGGAUGACCAGAUGGUGCUGCUGCAGAGCUGCUGGAGUGAGCUGCUGGUCCUGGAUCACCUCUGUAGACAGGUGACCUUCAGCAAAGAGGGCUGCAUAUAUCUGGUCACAGGACAGCAGAUUGAUGUUUCAACCAUCAUCUCUCAGGCAGGACCGACACUAAGCAGCCUGGUAUCGAGGACUCAGGAUUUAGUGUACAAACUGAAGUCAUUAAAGCUGGACAGACAAGAAUUUGUCUGUCUCAAACACUUGGUGCUAUUCAACCCUGAUGUGAAGUCAGUCCAGAGUCGCAGGCAGGUGGAGCAGACACAGGAGAGGGUAAACAGAGCCCUCAUGGAGCACACCCAGCAGAGUCAUCCAAGACACUCAGACAAGUUUGGCCAGCUGCUGCUACGGCUUCCUGAAGUACGCAGCACUAGCCUCCAGGUUGAGGAGUAUUUGUAUCAGCGCCACCUUCUGGGAGAUUUGCCCUGCAACUCUCUACUCACUGAGAUGCUGCACACCAAGCAUAACUGAGAAAAUGCUCUAUUUUUAAAGACACAAGAUAGAACAGCCACAGUUUACUGCUGUGAGUUUUUAUGUCCUUUUAUGGCCUUUCAGACACAACAGCAGUUUUUACCUUUUUUUGACCCAUUGUUGGAAAUUGUAAACAUCUCUUUAACAGCACAUCUCAGUUCAAUUACAGAAUUGACGGUAACAUUUGUGGUCCAGGAUCAACAUUCAACCUUAACCUGUCUCCUAAUUCUCCUCGGAUGCCCAUCAUUAACAGUAUUAUCACAGCUAAACAGCAGCUAAUAUU